Molecule: messenger RNA, 183 nt
Organism: Fusarium venenatum
Lineage: Eukaryota; Fungi; Ascomycota; Sordariomycetes; Hypocreales; Nectriaceae
Source: RefSeq, a predicted model, not a curated record
AUGUACCAGAUUCACGCUCGGCCAUUCCCCAAUGAAGGAACACCCGAUUACAUAGUUGAACCAAUUGUGUCGCUUGAGAUUGACAUUGAGAAUGCGCUAUCAGAGUCCGGUUCAGGCAUCAGUGGAAAAAAAACAGGGGUUGUUUCCGGGAUUAUGUCUGCGGCUGAAGAAAAUGGAGCAUGA